AUGAAAAAUAGUAUCGAGAUUUCUAAACAGUUGACAGUUUGCUAAAGCAAUAGUCAAUUAUAAAAAGCUACAUUUGAUAACUUAGCUCAAAGCGUGCAGAUAAAUUCUCCUUUAUAAGCAAACAUUCUCUCACAUUCACUUCCCAUUACACCUAACAAUGGAGAUCAGGCAGAUCUUAUUUAAGAAAUAGGUUUGCCCAAGAUUCUAACAAGAAAGAUGACUAGGUAUUGAUGAGGUUGAUAAAAAUAGAAAUGAUUAUUCAACUACAGCCAAUGGACAUAAAACCAAGUAAGAAGUUUUUUGCAAUAACUGUCAAAGAAUUAAUAUGACUAGACUAGAAACAGAAUAUGGACUGGGGGCUAUGUAAGUUACGUGCUUGCUAAUUGUUCUAUUUUGGCCACUUUGUUGGUUGCCUUGUGUUUUAAAAUCAUGUUAAGACAUAAUCCAUUAUUGCCCAUUUUGUAACUAAGUUGUAGGAAGAACUCGUUAUACAUUCUGUUGA
Molecule: messenger RNA, 502 nt
Organism: Paramecium octaurelia
Lineage: Eukaryota; Ciliophora; Oligohymenophorea; Peniculida; Parameciidae
Source: the annotation of a GenBank genome assembly